Messenger RNA from Gambusia affinis (western mosquitofish), 3674 nucleotides. RefSeq names its product interleukin-6 receptor subunit beta. Gene Ontology annotation, cellular component: external side of plasma membrane; signaling receptor complex. Lineage: Eukaryota; Metazoa; Chordata; Actinopteri; Cyprinodontiformes; Poeciliidae. The transcript is spliced from 15 exons. Gene Ontology annotation, biological process: cytokine-mediated signaling pathway. Gene Ontology annotation, molecular function: cytokine receptor activity; cytokine binding. The record is from RefSeq and is a predicted model, not a curated record. Bases 230 to 2536 code for a protein of 768 amino acids.
ACCGUCUAACAACCCCCCUCCAUCCUCCGCACUUGUCAGGGGGUAAUGACACGCAGGGGGGCGGUGCAGAUGUUUUGUCAGGAACCGCACAUGUUGCACAAUCACUGCCAAAGAGACUACUGACAUGCCGGAUAAAGAUUUCUCUGGAUGACUCUUCUCAGCUGUCUGGGCAGAUGAGUGUUUGUGCCAAAUUUCUGCCAACAUGAUGGGACGAACCGAGUGAGACGACAUGUGGGUGUUCAAGGAGCGAAGCUUAGCCAUGGUUUGGACCUUCCUGCUGGGAGGCGGACUCACUCUGGACUUCUCUGUUGCAACAACCAAGAUCGUCCCUCAAUCGCUGCGGCUCCUCGGCUGUGUGUUUAUACCUCGAAGCAACGUCACCUGCCACUGGACGCCUGGAGACAAUCAGGCCAUGUACUAUACCCUUAAAGCUGAAAAAAUCCCACGUUCAAAAAGCUCGACAUUCAUCUGUACCACGACCGGGUUGAGCUGCACUGCAGGAAUCAAUGGAUCCGGACUUAGGUUCACGUUUUGCAUCAGUGUCAUAUCGCAUGGCAUAAGUGGAAAUAUUUCAUCUAAAAUUCGGUGCCAAUCUGCCAGAAUAGAAGGAAAAUUGGCUCCAGCGAGUUUGAACAGCGUCCAACAAGUUGACGGUUCCCCUCACUGCCUGAGUCUGUCCUGGACAAGUAAUGUGACUCAUUUUCCCCUGUCUCCAAAAGAAAUUGCAGCUGGAUACCUGGAUUCUCAAAUGAAGUUUACAGCAGAGGGAGAGGUAAAUGCUCAGGUCAGGAGUGUGAGGGUAACUGGAUACACUUUCCAGGUGUGCCUGUUUAAGCCGGACACCUCGUAUACGCUCGAGAUUCGAAACCGUUACCUGGGCCAGGUCAGCCCCUGGAGCGAGUGGAGCAACCCAUUUCAGGGAAGGACAGCAGAGGCUGCCCCGUCUGCAGCACCAGCUCUCUGGAGGGAGGUGGGACUUAUUGGCAGGAACGGAUGGAGGCUCAUUUCUCUGCUUUGGAAGCCGCUGCCUCGCUUCCUAGCCAACGGCAGAGUUGCCUUCUACAAUGUGACGUGUCGGGCGGAGAAUGAUCUGAAUCUUAGCGAUUAUGGGAGCUGUGGAAAACUGCCAAAUGAAGCCACAUCCUGCAGCUUGCCUCUUCCUGCUGGACGUUGCUCCUGUGGUCUGACGGCGUCCACCUCUGCAGGGACAUCGCCCAAAGCCCUGGUCUGGAUCUCAGGCUCCUCUGAAAAAGAGCCGCCACCUCCAGCCGAGCUCACGGCCACGCCGCUGGGUGACGGCAGCUUGGUGGUUCGCUGGAGGCCUCCGCCAGAUCUGUCAGUGAGCGGCUUCGUGGUGGAGUGGCUGGCAGUCAGAGAGGAAACCAGCAGCGUUCUGCACUGGGAAAAGCUGAAUAGCUCCUCUACAAAGCUGAUCAUCACAGAGGGAGUGAAGGCACUGGAACGUUACGCUGUCUCUGUCAAGGCUCUGUAUGGCGAACAAGGAGCAGGAGAAAAUAUAACGCUCCAUGUUUAUACGCGGGAAGGAACACCCUCAGCUGGUCCUGAUGUGCGGGUGGAGCACAUUUCUGAAAGCUCAGUGGAGCUCAGCUGGAGUCCAGUACCUGUGGAGCAGCUUCAUGGCUUCAUUCGGAGCUUCGCCCUCUUCUGCACCGCCGGAAACCAGCUGGAAAAGAGUGUAACUGUGCCAGGCCACGUCCACCGCUACACUCUGAAGAACAUGUCGCCUGGUAUUUAUGACAUAUUCAUUCGCGCCAGCACCGUCGCCGGCACUGGUCCAGCUGGGAACCCGGCUAACGUUCGCAUUGGCUCUGAGGAAAUAUCGAUAGUGAUCUGCAUCAUCGUUCCACUGCUGCUGAUUUCACUGGUGCUGAUUCUGAUACUCCUUCUGGCUCAGGGGAGAGUGAUAAAGAAGAAGCUCUUCCAUGGGGUGCCAGAUCCUUCUAACAGCACCGUGUCCCGGUGGAACCCUCCAACCAGCUUCGAGAAUAAGAAGCUGAUUAUGGAACAAGAGAAGCCAGAAGUCAGCUUCCCUGGAGUCGUCAAGAGGCAAGAUCUUGAGUGGACCCACAGCUAUUUGCCCAUCUGCAAAAAUCAGCUCUUUCUCGACCCGCAGCCCUCCACUUUCCUAGCCGGAGAGUCAGAGAGAGGAUAUAUCACGAACAUGACCAAGACCCAGUCUGCCAAUGAUCUUUCCAUCAGGCCCUGCGGCUAUUCCACUGUCCUCAUCAACCAGUUCAACCAGAACCUGCCGUCCUCUCCUCAGGCCGGUCAGAAUCCCAAUAUCUGCUGUAGUGACAUUAAGCAGCCAGCAGAUGGAGUCAGUGAGUCAUCAGUUUUCCCGUUUACCGAGUUGGAAGAACAGAAAGCCUUCGCUGUUUUUCUGGAGCGCUUCAGAAGCCUUCAGUCUUCACCGGACUUCAGCAGUACUCCUCCUUCCUCCGUCUCACUUCCUCAUCAGACUGAUUCACCGAGGUUAAACUCGAUGCUGUCGGCUUACAGAAAACUUCCUGUCUGACAGCUUCGCACAAACAGUUCCCUCUCUUGCCUUUGUGGAUUUAUCCUCGUCCCCUGUGGGGUUUGGUCCUUACAUCUCCUAUGAUCGCUAGAUUAAGAUUUAAGAUCAUUUUCAUAAACCAAGACAUUGUUUUCUAGUUGGAAGUGUCAUAGGUCUCUCCCAAGAGAUAAUUACAAUGGGGAAUCAUUUUAGAAACAGAUAAUACCUCAGUUUUUAUUUAUUCACUCAUUUUAAAAAAUGAGGUGUGAAAAAAUUAUUUAGACCCUUCUAUCAAUGGAAAAGUCUUCAAUGCUCACCUGCUCUGGUAUUUUUGUAUAUAUAUAUAUAUAUAUAUUAUUGAUAGUUGCAAUAUUUCUUUGUUUUAAAAACUUGGUGGAAAGCUUGUUAAGUUUACGUAAGCCAAAGUUAUGUUAUCACAGAGCUGGGAAAAUGUCCAGAUUGGUGGGAUUUUCCGUUAGCAGAUUUGAAUCUAAAAUCUUGCUUGAUUUCGAUGUAACUGUAUUCCAGCAUGGCACGCAGUUGUAUAUUUGUUUCUUGUUUUCUAAUCAAACUUCUUGUGUUUCCUCUAACGUUGCUGCAUUUUGGAGAGUGACCUGGUACUGUGAAAAAACCUUCUUCAUCUAGUUUGAAGACCUGCAACAAGCAAACUACUUAAGUAGGAUUCAAAGCUUCAAAGAAAUUAGGCAUAUUUAUAGCAUAUUUUAAAUUGCAUUUUAUUUGUGAUUUUAUUGAAACAUCUGCCUUGUCUGUAUGGCUCGUUUGCCUUGAAAAAUGUUGACACCGCUUUAUUGACGCCCAUUUUUUACAUAAAGUUUAAAAUAUUCAGCAGAAAUUUAAAUUAACUUAGGUGUGGAAAAAAAACAAACAUUACAAAGAUCAAACUAUUUUAGUUACUGUGAUAUGGAGAGUUGAAAUGCGUGCUUUCUUGUCCUUUAUAUUUUGAAGAAGUGGUUAAAAAGUGUGACAGUGUAAAACUGAAACCAGAUUACAACCUUUUCCUGUUUUUAGUUCAGUGAGAAUUACCAACAUUAUUUCUAUUUUACAUAAGUGAUAUAAAUGCACAUUUUGAAAAAGAUUUUUCUGUGAACUUUUUUGCAUGUGUUUCCUUCCAGAAGCUUCUAACAUGACUUUGCUUAAA